AUGUCUUCGAUUUCUCCGGUUUUUCCAUCUGAACCGGUUCUUGCCAAUCAUGUACCGGCUUUAGAAAGUGGAUUCACUCCAUGGGACGACGCAUCGGAUCUAUUCUCAAUCUUCGAUUCACCGGUUAGUCCCGCGGAAAUAAAUCCCGGUUUAGAGAAAAAAAACCCAUGUCAAAUUCAAAACCAAAGCUAUUUUAAUCCCCGUUUGAAAGACAUACCAUUGAACCGUACCGGUUCGAACGAUGCCUUUUCGGAGAAUGACGAGCGGCGAAAGAAACGAAAACUAUCAAACCGGGAAUCUGCUCGGCGAUCGAGGGAGAAGAAACAAAAACACCUGGAAGACAUGAGUAGCCAACUUAACCAGCUCAAGAUCGAGAACCAGGCACUAGUAAACCAGUUCCGGUACGUUUUGGACCAGUGUCAACGUGCAAAGAUGGAAAAUGCUCGUCUACGAUUGGAACACCAUAUUCUCCACGAGAAGCUGUUGAACUUACGACAAGCUUUGGUGCUUCGUCAAAUCCAACAAAGCUCAACGUGUGCCACGUGGUCGUGUAUAAAUAGUACCGUUGUAACAGUUCAACAGAAUCCAUCGAUGAUAACAAAUCACGUAAUAUGA
Messenger RNA from Arabis nemorensis, 615 nucleotides. The record is from the annotation of a GenBank genome assembly. Lineage: Eukaryota; Viridiplantae; Streptophyta; Magnoliopsida; Brassicales; Brassicaceae.